AAAAUCUUUUUGAAAAGGUGGCAACGUAACCUAAACAAACGUGCAAAUUGCUGUUGUUUACAAAAAUUGUAUUUAGUUUAGUUCGCACGGGGGGUUAAAUUUGAGGAAAUAACAAAAUGUUGAAGGAUUUGCAACAAUUGUAUGAAAUGCACACGGAGGAAAUGGAGCUUGUUAAAGAAAGUAUUACGAAAUACCUGUUGAAAAUAGAUGCAGUAUAUGAAAAAUUUAUUAAAAACAAGGAAGCGCUUGAACAACGCAAUGCAAUCACUUUGAUGGCCUAUGAUAAAUACUUCACAAUACUUUCGAACAUGCUAGAAGUUGCGCGAAAAUUUAAUUUUCAUUUAUUUGUAAAUGAUCUAGAUAAAAAGUCAACUCGUACCUUAUUUGAGGCGUUGGAAUCAUGUGAGCGGGAAGUACAUAACAAAUCGAAGAUGUGCUUGAAAGAGGAACAACUUAUCUACGAUUAUACAAACUUAUCCAUUCUACCUGCGGAGGAAAAUGAGGAAAAUGAGAACUCGGGCAAAGAACUAUGCGCUAUUGAAUAUUUAAAAAAGAAUAUUUCAAAAUAUAAAGUUGGCAGUUUAAUAAAAGGCUCAGUUACUUAUAUUCUUAACUUGGACACGUUGUAUUUUUAUAUAUGUGAUGCGGAAUCUAAAGAAUUUCAACAAAUCGCAAAUUUGAAGAAUAUGAUCCAUCUAAAGCAAUAUACUGAAACUCCACCGAAAGACGAAGUUUUUGGUCUUGUGCUUGACAAUACAAUUCUACGGGCUAUACGAAUAAAAUCAAGCGAAAUUAAAACACAAGUAUUACUAUUAGACUUUGGUGAAACAGCCACAAUAACCGACGCAGACGUGACCUACCGUUUACCAACAGAAAUAAAACGAAUACCCGCCCAAGCAAUUUUAUGUAAAUUGACGGGAAUCAGUGGUCGAAAAAAUAUACCUCAUAAGGAGCUACAAAUAUGUUUACAAGAAUUGGAAUAUGAGAGCACCACUUUCAUCAUAAAAUCAAAACAAGAAAGAGAGGGUACACUACUAUUGGAACUCUUUGAAGAAACAUCCACGAUAACACCAUUGACACCUACGUCUGCAUCAAUAGAAACUUCAACUAACAGAAAAGAAUGUGUGGAUAAAAUAAACAACACAAAUCCAUUUAAAACCACUACAGAAUUCACCAUUGAUGACAGUGAUGAAGCGAUACCAUUAUGUGCAUUACCCAAAAAUCCAAUAUUUACCGAGGGCAACGGUCUUCCCAAUGGUUUGACCGCAGAGGAGAUGGAUAGUUUAGCUGAAGAACCACUCAAUACAUCCAACGCAAUGAAAGCGGUUCUAGGCUACAGUCCAAAAGACGAAGAACGCCUUUGCCGUUUUUAUGAUCCGAACACCGGUGCUUGUUUUAAAGGCGCCAAUUGUCGGCUAGAGCAUACCCCAUCACAACCAGAGGGAUGGACUAAGGAUAGUAUACCAGCGAAAACUAUAAUUGAUGAUUAUUCGCCAGUGACACGUUAUACUGCCGGUCUUAUGAUAAAUAUUACUGUUACACAUGUGGGGCAAAUUGAGUAUUUUCACGCGCAAAUAAAUGAUCCGGAAAAUAUUAUGGAGCCGCUCAUAUGGAAUGAUGAUGAUAUACCGCAAAGUAUGCAUUUGACUAAGCCACCGAUGUUGUACGAUAUUGUUCGUGCUCAAUAUGAAGAUGGGCUUUGGUAUCGCGCUAAAAUAAUGGAUUUUGAUGAAUCUGUUAAAGUCUUCAAAGUAUUUUAUGUCGAUUAUGGCAAUUAUCAAAAUGUCUUGCUGAAGCAAUUAGCAUACUGUGAUCGGUCUACGGAGCAUUUUCCAUUUCAAGCAGUACUAUGUAGACUGGCAGAUAUUAUGCAAAAUCCGGAAGCUUCUGUUGAUUUGCGUGAGAAUGGUAUUCGUACUUUAAAUGCUCUUAUUCUCAAUCAUUCAUUCGAUGUCAAGAUUGUAAGUCAUAACGAUGAUUUAAUAGUACGAUUCAUGGGAGCGCCAUACUCUUCAUAUCCAAAAAGACUAAUUUCGAUGGGUUGUGCCAAGCAAUUUCAUUCGAAUGUAUCUAGUGAUACAGAAACUACGCCCGUCACUAAAUCGGAGUAAUCCAUUUAUGUAAUAUAAUAUUAAUCUAAUUUACCGAAUUAAAAGAUUUGAGUACAAUAUUUAAAAAAAUCUAAAGAUGUAAUAAACAUUAGUUUCGUUUCUUUAUAAAAAAAAAAACUAUAUAAAAA
Molecule: messenger RNA, 2239 nt
Organism: Bactrocera oleae (olive fruit fly)
Lineage: Eukaryota; Metazoa; Arthropoda; Insecta; Diptera; Tephritidae
Gene: krimp
Product: krimper
Molecular function (GO): metal ion binding
Source: RefSeq, a predicted model, not a curated record